AUGGCUCCCCGAAAGCCAACCGCCGUCCCCACGACCGCCGCUUUGCCCCAUAGCCAUCGUCUACCGCCCUCAAGUCCCGACGUCCUGAGAACACUAUCCAGGCUUUCACGUCCGACGCUCAUAUCACUGGCUGUAGAAUGGCUAGAGGAGAAGAACCGCGACUUUUGCGCACCGUUUCUGGCCGACGAUGGAUCAGACAUCGAAUCACGUGACGAGCUAUACACAGUAGCGCACAGCUACGAAGAGCUGCAAGAGACAUACGAGGAGCUCGGAGCAAGAAAAGGCGGCAAGAGACAAGUCAUAGACCGCAUAACAGAAGGCGACUGGAGGCAUGGCGUCUCCCUGUACCAGCUCGCUAUGGCCGACACCCGCUACCUCCUGGACCACCCAACCUCCCUACGCUGGAACGCCCUCCGUCUAGCCAGAGUCGGCACCUCCGAAGGCGCCAGCAGCGAAGUCGACCAUCUGCCGCGCUUCCACGCAGACACCUACCUCCGCAACCUCCAGCGCGAAGUCGCGCCCCUGGCCAAAGCGCACUACUACAUCACCAAGCUCAAAACGAUGCCCAUCACCCUCCUCCGGGUCCAGAUCCACGACACGCCCUACAACACCCCGCAAAUCACAGUCCAGCACCCGUCAGCACUAACCCUCUCCCAAAACACCACCUCCGAAACAACAACCAAGUCCCUCUUCGCCGCCUUCCCCACCGGCUCCCCCUUCAUCUACAUCUCGCUCGCGACAUCAGUCGGCCAGAGCGCCGGUAGCGACAGCCGCUCACUGCGCAGCCUCAUCGUCGACGCGAUCCCGAAAGCGCUGUCGCGGCCGCAAUGCCGGUAUGUCCUCAAAACAACGUCUUUGUCCGCGCGCUCGCUCGAGGCGCUCCUCUCGCUGCGCGGUCCGGGCCGUAGUAAUGAGGCCGCGGGCGGCUGGAGCAUCUUUGCUGAGCAUAAGGGGGCCGGAGUCGGGGUGAUGGAGCAUGUUAAGCGUCCGGCGCCGGCUCAGGCGACGAAGCAAUCGCAAAGCCAGCAGCAGGGAGGGCAUGGCGACGGGGCUAAUGCCGGUAUUGGGGCUCCCGAGACCCGGCCUAAAGGCCUCAAGCGAGCGCGCCAGGACUCCGCCAUCUCGCCCGGCGUGGAGUCGCCGGCGUCGAAACGGCGGAGGCUGGUCGCUGAGGGUCGCUUCGGUUGCUCGGGUCUCCCGGACGAUGGGAAGGGGAUCGAGCGCUUUGAUGUGCGCAUCGAGGACGCGUUCCCUGAUGUGCCAGAAGCUGUGGCGGCUGCUGGGAAACCGGGCAUGUCUGGCAAGAAGGUGUCGUCCAAGGGGACGAAGGCGCUCUUGGAUCCAGGUGCCGCAUCCGGAGAUGAACACGAUGAGGCAGCAGCGCCAGCGGACGCAAACGCGUCGAACUGGACGCCCGACGUCCGCUUCAGCUUCCAGGGCGCGCAUGUUUUUGCGGGAAUACGGCAGCUUGUGGGAAGCGGUGUCGUGGAUGGAGAGAAAAUGCCUGGAUGGAUGACGGGGGAGGCUGGGGUCAGUGUUGGGGCUGUUAAUGAGGGCAGGAUUAUGGUGAAGGAGAAUUAG
Molecule: messenger RNA, 1581 nt
Organism: Coniosporium apollinis CBS 100218
Lineage: Eukaryota; Fungi; Ascomycota; Dothideomycetes
Exons: 1
Coding region: 1-1581 (526 amino acids)
Biological process (GO): CENP-A containing chromatin assembly; chromosome segregation
Source: RefSeq, a predicted model, not a curated record